AUGGAAGUCGUCAAAGACGUUAAUAAACGCAACUUUGGAAGGCCAUUUUUCGUUUGCUGCGACCGUGAGAACCCAUGUAACUUCUGGCAGUGGGGUGACAGACACGAGUUUCCAAAACCCGAGUGCGGACACGGAUUGAGUUGUUGCGUACGGAAAGUCGAACAGGAAGGAGAAAAUCAAGGUCGCCUUUUCUUCUGUUGCCCAAACGAUACCGAAGAGUCGUGCGGUUUUUUUGAAUGGAAACUCGAGCCGGAAAACCCGUUCAACCAACUGCAUUUUCCUCACGUUGAGAGAGUUGGUAUACUGCAGAGCAAUCCGGCGCUGCACACAUACAUGGUAGCUGAAACUGGACUCACCUUUACCAGCGCACGGGAAAAUCCACACGACGCCUAUGCUGAACAUAUGGGGGACUUGCCAAUUUCCUCACUUACGAAGGCUAUGGAGAGCGGACUGUCACUGAUAGACUAUUAG
Molecule: messenger RNA, 471 nt
Organism: Paramuricea clavata
Lineage: Eukaryota; Metazoa; Cnidaria; Anthozoa; Malacalcyonacea; Plexauridae
Source: the annotation of a GenBank genome assembly